Molecule: messenger RNA, 1092 nt
Organism: Ipomoea nil (Japanese morning glory)
Lineage: Eukaryota; Viridiplantae; Streptophyta; Magnoliopsida; Solanales; Convolvulaceae
Product: protein FAR1-RELATED SEQUENCE 5-like
Exons: 2
Coding region: 1-1092 (363 amino acids)
Biological process (GO): regulation of DNA-templated transcription
Molecular function (GO): zinc ion binding; nucleic acid binding
Source: RefSeq, a predicted model, not a curated record
AUGUGCAAGGUUGGCGAGAAGGUUGGACCGGUUUUAGCUAAGGACGAGGUGUUUAGGAGGAAGUUGAAUGGCAUUGUUUGGAACAAAUCUAUAGAUUCCAAAACUUUUGAGGAUUUAUGGAGUUGUAUUAUAGAGGAAUAUGGUUUGGGUGAUAAUGGACAACAUCUCGAUCAGAGUCUCAAAAUAGUUUUUUUUGGCAGUUUCUCCAAUGGUCAUUCCAGUUUGGUUGAGUUUUUGGUGCAUUUUGAUAGUGCUAUUAGUGCACAACGACAUGCACAAGCAAAAUUGACUGCUGAUUCUGAAUCAUGCUUUCCUGUUUUGAAGACUCCAUUGGCACUGGAGAAACAUGCAAUGGAUGUCUAUACCAUUUCUGUAUUUUAUGAUGUGCAAGUAGAGAUUUGUGAAGGUUGUUUUUCUUGUCGAGUGGUGUCUUUGUGUGAGUGCGAGGGUAAGGUGUGCUAUGGGAUAAAAUAUGGUGAUAAGAAGGCAUGGUCUGUGGAGUUUUUGUUGGCUGACUGUAGUGCUAUAUGUUCAUGCAAGAUGUUUGAGCGGAUAGGGUUGGUGUUUAGGCAUAUGUUUUUUGUGUUUAAAGAUCGUGGACUUGAGAGAAUUCCUUCUAUGUAUUUGGUGUCUCGGUGGACAAAAGGUGCUAGUUUGAAGCCAAUAUUUGAUAUUGAUGAUACGGUUGUUGACCAAUCGGCUAAAGUGGACAAUGUUAGGGUGCUUACUAAUCUAUUGUGGUCUGAAAUUUAUGCUUGCGUGGGAUUGGCUGAUGGUAAUGUAGAACGGUUGGAAAAACUAAGACGUGUUAUUUGUGAGCAAAGGGAGUUUUUUAUCAAAGACGGGCGUGAGGAUAACAAUGGGGUAGCUGGUAGUAGCAAAGAAAGUGUGAUUAAAUCAUUUUGUGGUGAUGUGUCUCAGGGGUCAACAGUGGAGGUGCGUGAUCCAAUUAAAGCUAAGAACAAGGGCGGCGGGAAGCGGAUGAAGAGUGCAAGGGAGAAAGCUGUGAACAAGUGCGUAAAGCAAUCAAGGAAAUGUCAUACUUGUGAUGAAUAUGGCCAUAAUAGUAGGACGUGCCCAUUAAAUGGCUAG